Ceratotherium simum simum (southern white rhinoceros) is the source of this 3855-nucleotide messenger RNA. It is a transcript of the gene INTS6L, whose product is annotated as integrator complex subunit 6 like. Gene Ontology annotation, biological process: snRNA 3'-end processing. Gene Ontology annotation, cellular component: integrator complex. Lineage: Eukaryota; Metazoa; Chordata; Mammalia; Perissodactyla; Rhinocerotidae. The record is from RefSeq and is a predicted model, not a curated record.
AGAAGUUGUGUGUCGGUGACCAGAGACAGCUCUCAGUCUGGGGCGAGCGCUUGAGUGAGCGCGGACGGAUGCUUGGGCAGUAGUCCCUGCGGCGGCCGCGGCAGCAGUAGUGGUGGCAGGAGAGGAAGGGGGAGGUCCCCGAGGGCUACACACGCUCACACUUUCAAGUUCCCUUGAAGGGAGAGGAGGUGGGGCUGCAGAAAGAGGAGGACGCGAGCAGUUCCAUCCGUCCUGUCCCGUCUCCCCCUCUUCCUCUUGCUCCCUGCACCCUGGCUCUGCGAGAGUUGAGGGUUCGGGUGGCAGUACGCGGCAGUGAGGGCAAGAGGGCCAGGAAAGUGGGGAGCGGAGCUAGGGGUACAGGGGAAGAUGCCCAUCCUGCUGUUCCUCAUAGACACGUCCGCCUCUAUGAACCAGCGCACUGACCUGGGCACCUCCUAUUUGGACAUUGCCAAAGGCGCUGUGGAGUUAUUCUUGAAGCUGCGCGCCCGGGACCCGGCCAGCCGCGGAGACAGGUACAUGCUGGUCACCUACGACGAACCCCCGUACUGCAUUAAGGCUGGUUGGAAGGAAAAUCACGCAACAUUCAUGAGUGAACUAAAAAAUCUUCAGGCUUCUGGACUGACUACUCUUGGUCAGGCUCUAAGAUCCUCAUUUGAUUUGUUAAAUCUCAAUAGAUUAAUAUCUGGAAUAGACAAUUAUGGACAGGGGAGAAAUCCAUUUUUUUUAGAACCAUCUAUUUUAAUUACCAUCACAGAUGGAAACAAGUUAACAAGUACUGCUGGUGUUCAAGAAGAGCUUCAUCUUCCUUUGAAUUCUCCUCUGCCUGGAAGUGAACUAACCAAAGAACCUUUUCGUUGGGAUCAAAGGUUAUUUGCCCUGGUGUUGCGUUUGCCUGGAUUGGCUUCUACUGAACCAGAGCAACUAGGGAGUGUACCAACUGAUGAAUCUGCCAUCACACAGAUGUGUGAAGUCACAGGAGGUCGCUCCUACUGUGUUAGAACACAAAGAAUGUUGAAUCAAUGUUUAGAAUCUCUAGUUCAAAAAGUUCAGAGUGGUGUAGUUAUUAACUUUGAAAAAACGGGACCAGAUCCACUUCCCAUUGGAGAAGAUGGACUUAUGGAUGCAUCUAGGCCAAGCAAUUCGUUUGCUGCUCAACCAUGGCAUAGUUGUCAUAAGCUCAUUUAUGUACGACCUAACUCUAAAACUGGUGUUCCUGUUGGACAUUGGCCAAUUCCAGAAUCUUUUUGGCCAGAUCAGAAUUUACCUUCACUACCUCCACGAACAUCUCAUCCUGUUGUGAGGUUCUCCUGUGUAGAUUGUGAGCCAAUGGUAAUAGACAAACUUCCCUUUGACAAAUAUGAACUUGAACCUUCACCCUUAACUCAGUACAUCCUGGAAAGAAAGUCUCCCCAUACCUGCUGGCAGGUAUUUGUUACUAGCAGUGGGAAAUACAAUGAACUCGGAUAUCCAUUUGGUUAUUUAAAAGCCAGUACGACUUUGACUUGUGUAAACCUCUUUGUGAUGCCCUACAACUACCCAGUUUUACUCCCUCUUUUAGAUGACUUGUUUAAAGUUCACAAGCUUAAGCCAAAUCUGAAGUGGAGACAGGCUUUUGACGGCUACUUAAAAACUCUGCCUCCAUACUACUUAUUAACCAAACUAGAGUCAGAACGAAUACUAGCCUCAGUGGGGAAGAAACCUCCCCAGGAAAUUGGAAUCAAAGUGAAAAAUCAUUCUGGAGGUGGCGUGUCCUUGACUCACAGUAAAAAUUUUAGAAAACUAUUGAAAGAAAUCAUAGGGGAAACUGCACCGAGACUGACAGAAUUGAAUACCAAAGAAUUUGCUGGCUUCCAAGUAGGGCUCUUAAACAAGGAUUUGAAACCUCAAACAUACAGAAAUGCCUAUGAUAUUCCACGUAGAGGUCUUUUAGACCAGUUAACCAGAAUGAGGUCCAAUCUGCUGAAAACACACAAGUUUAUUGUUGGACAAGAUGAAGAUUCCCUUCAUAGUGUUCCAGUUGCACAAAUGGGUAACUAUCAGGAAUAUCUGAAGACAUUGGCUUCUCCACUUCGAGAGAUUGAUCCAGAUCAACCAAAAAGACUACAUACUUUUGGCAAUCCAUUUAAACAAGAUAAGAAGGGAAUGAUGAUUGAUGAAGCAGAUGAGUUUGUAGCAGGGCCACAAAACAAAGUGAAACGUCCUGGAGAACCCAACAGUCCUCUGUCAUCUAAGAGAAGGCGGAGUAUGUCCCUGCUGUUGAGGAAACCACAAACACCACCUACUGUAACUAACCAUGUGGGCGGAAAGGGACCACCCUCAGCCUCGUGGUUCCCAUCUUAUCCAAACCUCAUAAAACCCACCCUUGUACACACAGAUGUUACUGUCAUUCAUGAAGUCCAUGAGGAGAAGAUGGAAAAUGGUCAAACCCCACCUGAUGGCUUCUUGUCAAAAUCUGCUGCACCAGAGCUGAUGAAUAUGGCGGGAGAUGGGAUUCCACCCAACCCAUUGGAUUCUCUGUCUGAUGACUUCAUGAGUCUCAGGAAAGAUGGCCUGAUUCACAAACCUGGUAGUAAUGCACUUGUGGGAGGAACCAAAAACUGUACUGUCUCCGUAGAUGAUCGAAAAGUCUCAGUAACAUCUACUUUAGGAGCUAUGCCAAAUAGAUUGCAAAUAACUCCUGCUAUGGCACAAGGAAUCAAUGCUGAUAUAAAACAUCAGUUAAUGAAGGAAGUUCGAAAAUUUGGACGAAAGUAUGAAAGAAUUUUCAUUUUGCUUGAAGAAGUGCAAGGACCUCUUGCAGUCAAGAAACAGUUUGUUGAAUUUACCAUCAAGGAGGCUGCAAGGUUUAAAAGACGAGUCUUAAUUCAGUACCUUGAGAAGGUACUAGAAAAAAUAGAUUCCCAUCACCUUCUGAACGAUGUCAAUCACAUCAACAGCAGAUCAUCAUGUUAAUGCAAAGACCAAGGAGAAAAAAGGACAAGUUGUCUGUGCUGUGGGAUGGAGCAGCAUAUUGUUGAAGCUUCCUAGAAUGUUUUGGUCAAGGGAGUUGUUUUCCAGGGGCUAAGAAAAAGCAGUGGACCUUUUUCAUUUUGUGAUUCUCUGACAGUAAAAGCUGGCUUUUGCCCCAAGAGUUCUCUUCGAAAGUAUUAAUUUGUUGUUUUGUUGUUUCUUUUCUUCAUUGAGGAAGAUGAUCUUAUAAAUUCAGCAGGUUAAAUGCGGUCAACACUGCCACGCCACCACAGGUGAUAAGGGUUCACUCAUUUGAACUUUGCCGUUCCAGGCCUUUCCCCAGUGACUAGGGGCCACCAGCAAGUGGAGCACUACUUGCUGUCCUUACUACGUCCUUGAGAAAGAAUAGGUGUUCAGAAUCCAACUGGUAAUCUUGUGUGUGCUGAACAAAGUUUUCAACAGUUCCUAGCUGUGCCUUUUAAACCAUGCGAUAUUCAGGACAGUUUGAAUCAAAGAGUAAGAAAGCUGCUAUUCAGGUAACUUAUUUCUCUGUGGGAGGGUGCAGGGAGAGUCACCAGGCAAUCUACCUCCAACUCUCUUCUAUUUUGUCUAGAGACAUUACCAAGUGCACCUGAGGCUGCCCCAACCCCUGACAUUUGUUCUUGCAUGUGACAACAGAAAGGCUUCAGGUGGACUUGUAUAUUCUGUGCUUUGGAAGCACUAAAAGAAAAAAUUAUGUAUAUAUUUCCUUUAAUGUUUAUACAAAGGUUUAUAUGGAGCAGUAUUGUUAUGUUUGUAUUAAUCUGCAGAAAUUUAAGUGUACAAAGAGAUUUUGACUUUGCAUAUAUAAAAUAAAUCAUUUUAUUGAUUUUCGCAACUUCGUUAAUACUAGAGAAAUUUCUAGUU